Molecule: messenger RNA, 2164 nt
Organism: Stomoxys calcitrans (stable fly)
Lineage: Eukaryota; Metazoa; Arthropoda; Insecta; Diptera; Muscidae
Gene: Pli
Product: protein pellino
Exons: 10
Coding region: 501-1775 (424 amino acids)
Biological process (GO): regulation of Toll signaling pathway; protein polyubiquitination
Molecular function (GO): ubiquitin protein ligase activity; protein binding
Source: RefSeq, a predicted model, not a curated record
AAUUUGUUUUUUCUGGCCUAAUCAGAGAGACACGGGGACUAUGUACAAACAAUUUGUUUCUUCGUUGUUGUGUUGUGGAAUUAAAGAAUAAUUAGUGAAAAAAUUAUUAAAAAACAAAAUUGUUUCUUUGGUGCAAGAAAUAUAUAUCUGAAAGAAAAAAAUAUAGUCAAGCAUUCUUCGUUAAUUGCUGGUGUAAAAGAAUCUAUAUUUUCUCCUGCCUGGAACAGCAACAGCCAGUUAGCCAGCCCUCUAGUGUUCUAAUCGUCGACAAAGAAGUUUCGAAUACUUUGAAGCAUCAAAUAUCGUAAAACGAAAUCCACUGAAAAAAUCCAAGUAAAAACUCUUGCUUGACCAUCAUCAACGUCAUCAUUGUUAUCAUUAAAGAAAAAUAAUUAAGCAAAAUUAAUUUCCGUCGCAUAAAAAUAUUUUCAAAACUGGAUUAUAAUAAAUCCGACGAUAUUGGAUCUCUACAGGAAAACAAUUCGGGCAUAACCAACAAAAUGGUUAAACGCACUGACGGUUCCGAAUCCCCCACAUUGGCCGAAUCCGAUGCUGAUGGUCACGAUAAGCCACGCGUUAAAUAUGGAGAAUUGGUUAUAUUGGGUUACAAUGGCUAUUUACCACAAGGUGAUCGCGGCCGCAGACGCUCCAAAUUUGUCCUGUACAAACGCAGUGAGCCCAGCGGAGUUAAACGUUCCAAGCACUACAUCGUCCAAUCGCCACAAACAUCAAAAGCCAUACUCGAUGCCAAUCAACAUUCAAUAUCGUACACAUUAUCUCGCAAUCAAGCUGUCAUAGUUGAAUACAAAGAGGAUACGGAAACGGAUAUGUUUCAGGUUGGUCGCUCCUCAGAAUCACCCAUAGAUUUUGUGGUUAUGGACACACUGCCCGGUGACAAGAAAGAUGCAAAAGUAAUGCAGAGUACAAUAUCACGUUUCGCAUGUCGCAUUCUGGUCAAUCGUUGCGAACCCUCAAAGGCACGAAUAUUUGCAGCCGGCUUCGAUUCGAGUAGGAACAUUUUCUUGGGUGAAAAGGCAACCAAAUGGCAAGACAAUGUGGAAAUCGAUGGCCUCACAACAAAUGGUGUUUUAAUCAUGCAUCCCAAGGGGCAAUUUUGUGGUGGCACUGCCAAAUGUGGCCUCUGGCGAGAAUGUUCGGUGGGUGGUGAUGUUUUUAGUCUGCGUGAAUCUCGUUCAGCCCAACAGAAAGGACAACCGAUUUAUGACGAGUCAAAUAUUUUACAAGAUGGCACUUUAAUUGAUUUAUGUGGCGCCACUCUGCUAUGGCGUUCGGCGGAAGGUCUGCAACAUUCACCGACAAAACGUGAUUUGGAAAAGCUAAUUGACGAAGUCAAUGCUGGUCGUCCUCAAUGUCCUGUUGGCCUUAAUACCUUAGUUAUACCCCGUAAAGUGAAUAUUGGUGAUCAAAUUAAUCAGCCUUAUGUGUACUUAAAUUGUGGCCAUGUCCAAGGUCAUCACGACUGGGGUCAAGAUAAAAGUACUGGUGCCCGACGUUGUCCCAUGUGUUUAGAAGUUGGACCUGUUGUAACAUUGUGUAUGGGAUUAGAACCGGCAUUCUAUGUAGAUAUUGGCCCGCCAACAUUUGCAUUUAAUCCAUGCGGCCACAUGGCGACUGAGAAAACGGUCAAAUACUGGGUUAAUGUGGAUAUACCACAUGGCACAAAUGGCUUUCAGGCUGUUUGUCCAUUCUGUGCGACGCCAUUAGACGGCAAUUCGGGUUUUAUUAAAUUAAUUUUUCAAGAUAAUUUAGAUUAAAAUGUAUCAUAUAUUAUUAUUAUAAAACAAAACCAUAAAAAACAAACAUUAAGCAAAUUGCAAAACAAAACCAACAACAACAAAAAGGAAAAACAAAUAAUCCAUAGGCUUUAUUUUUCUAAAAACAUAAAUUAUACAAUAAGAAUAAGAAAAAAAAGAAAACAGAAAAACGAAGAAAACAACAACAAAAUAUUAUAUUAAUAAUGAAUUAUUAAUAAUAUUUACAAAUUAUUUUUUAAAAUAUCAACAAAGUUCUAUUUAUACAUAAACAUACAUGAAAAAAAAAACAACAAGAACCACAUAACAUAAAGUGCAUAAAACAUAUACAUACAUAACACACCCACAUAAAUACAUGGCUACAUUUAUACAUCUAUAUAUGCAUAUAUGUU